This is a messenger RNA of Anguilla anguilla (European eel), 4914 nucleotides long. It is a transcript of the gene ttc21b, whose product is annotated as tetratricopeptide repeat domain 21B. The record is from RefSeq and is a predicted model, not a curated record. Gene Ontology annotation, molecular function: protein binding. The transcript has 29 exons. Gene Ontology annotation, cellular component: intraciliary transport particle A. NCBI's taxonomy places the organism in Eukaryota, Metazoa, Chordata, Actinopteri, Anguilliformes, Anguillidae. Bases 200 to 4159 code for a protein of 1319 amino acids. Gene Ontology annotation, biological process: intraciliary retrograde transport; protein localization to cilium.
UUCCAUUUCAUUUUCCUGGCCACCACUCGAAAAUGGCGGCGGUUGUUUAGUAACCGGGACGCCAGGAAGUAUCAAGAUGGCGAGAAUGUUGUGGAAAGUGGUCAAUUAAAGAGUUUUCAUAAAACACAGUUUCACGCAGUGUUCUGUAACAGAUCGCACAAUUUGUUUUUAUAUUUAAGGUGUCGACGGAACAGCUGACAUGGCGGAGGAGGAUGAUGAGUCUAUGCUCGCUUUAAUUCAUUAUUACUGCCAGGAGAAAUAUUUCAAUCAUGUGAUGAAUACUGCCAGUGAGGCGAAGAAAAGGUUCAGCAACGAUCCCAUCUUUUCCUUCUUCCAUGCUUAUGGUGCUCUCAUGCAAGAAAGCGUGCAGGAGGCCAUACAUGAGCUGGAGGCGAUCAAGGACAGACGAGACGUGUCACUGUGCACAUUGAUGGCCCUUGUUUACGCACACAAGAAGUGUCAAAGUCCAGACCGAGAUGCCAUCCUGGAGCUGGAUGCCAGGGUGAAGGAGGAUCGUAAGACGGCGAGUCCCAAGGGCCUGUACUAUGCUGGCUUGUUUCUCUGGCUCCUGGGGCGCAAUGACAAAGCCAGGGAGUACAUUGAUAGGAUGAUCAAAGUCUCUAACAGUGCCAAAGAGGGGCUAAUCCUGAAAGGAUGGAUCGAACUGACAUCCGGUAAGGACGCUUACGCCAAGAAGGCCGGGAAAUACUUUGACGAGGGCCUCAAGGAGAAGGCCGACAUCUUUGCUCUGAUGGGAAAGGCGCGGUACUACGAGUUUCGGCAGAACUACUCGGGGGCGCUGGAGGCCGUGAACCAGGUGGUGGCCAGCUUCCCAGGAUUCCUCCCGGCCUUCGCGGAGAAGAUGAAGCUCCUGCUGACGCUGCAGGACUGGGAGCAGAUGGCGGACGCCGCUCAGAGGCUGUUGCAGAAGGACAGGAACAGUCUGGAAGCUUUGAGAAUGAUUGCUCUCAACUCACUCUGCAGGGAGGGAGAUAUUCAGGAGUCUGCGAACCAGCUCACAAACCUGAUCAGCGCCCUGGAGGUACUGGAGCCCCACAACCCUGAGCUGCUGUACCGCAUGUCCUUAGCCUUCACGCGUGUGUGCGGGAGAGCGGAGAAGAUCCUGCAGCUGACCCACGCCCUGGUGGAGAAGGCCUUCUCUUUGGCCUCCGGCGACUCGGAGCUGGCUACGGAGCUGGGCUACCAGCUCAUCCUGCUGGGCCGGGUCAAGGAGGCCGUCAAGUGGUACAAGACGGCCAUGACCCUGGACGAGACCAGCGUCUCCGCUCUGACCGGCAUCAUCAGGUGCCAGCUGACAGAGGGACACGUGGAGGACGCCGAACAGCAGCUGGAGUUCCUGGCCGAGAUCCAGCAGUCCAUAGGGAAAUCGGGGGAGCUGCUGUACCUGCGCGCCGUGCUGGCCGCGAAGAAGCGGCGGCCGCAGGAGGAAGUGAGCGCCCUGCUGGACGAGGCGGUGGACACACACUUCUCGGCCCUCCAGGGCCUGCCGCUCGGGGUGGAGUACUUCCAGAAGCUCAACCCCGACUUCCUGCUGGAGGUCGUCAAGGAGUACAUAGCAUUGUGUCCCGCUAAGCCUCAGGCCCAGGGGCAGCCCCCUCCUCCGCCCCUCCAGCACUGCGCCUCCGUGCUGGACACCGUGGUCAAGACGGUCCCGGGACUCCUGCAGGCCGUCUACCUGAUGGCCAAGGUCAAGUUCCUGUGCGGUGACAUUGACGCGGCCCAGAGCAGCCUGCAGCACUGUCUGGACCAGAACCCGUCCUUCGCCGAUGCCCUCCUCCUCAUGGCCCAGAUCCAUCUCCUGCAGGGCAAUGUCAAGCUGUCCUCCCAGUCCCUGGAGCUCUGCCUCAGCCACAACUUCCAGGUCCGGGAGCACCCCCUGUAUCACCUGAUCAAGGCUCAGGGGCAGAAGAAGAUGGGAGAGCUCCAGGAGGCCAUCCAGACCCUGCACAUGGCCCUCAGCCUGCCCGGCGUGCGCCGAGCCACGCCCUCCGCCAAGACCAAGGGCAAGAAGGCGGAGCUGAGCUCCUCCGACUACGUGUCAGUCUACCUGGAGCUGGCGGAGGCCCACUGGCUAAACGGAGAGCAGCACGAAGCCGCCAAGGUGAUGCAGGACGCCAUCAACGAGUUCACGGGCACGCCGGAGGAGCUACGCGUUACCAUCGCCAACUCGGACCUGGCACUGCGGCGGGGCGACACUGAGCUCGCACUGAGCAUGCUCAGAAACAUCACGCCGGAGCAGCCUUACUACAUCCAGGCCAAGGAGAAGAUGGCCGACAUCUACCUGAACCACAGGAAGGAGAAGCGCCUGUACGCCAGCUGCUACAGGGACUUGGUGGAGAAGCUGCCCUGCCCCCACACCUAUCUUUUGCUCGGGGAUGCCUACAUGAACAUCCAAGAGCCAGAAAAUGCGAUCGAGAUCUACGAGCAGGCACUGAAGAAGACGCCCAAAGACGGAGCCUUGGCCAGCAAGAUCGGCAAAGCUCUCGUCAAGACCCACAAUUAUGUCAAGGCCAUAAAUUAUUACGAAGCCGCGCUGAAGAGCGGGCAGCAGAGCUUCCUGCGUUACGACCUGGCAGAACUGCUCCUGAAACUGCGUCAGUACGAGCGGUGCGAGAGGGUUUUGCACGAGGCCCUGCGCCACGAUACAGUGAAUGAGCUUCCAUCGCUGACAGAGGACUGCCGUUACUUUGUUCUGUUGGCUAAGAUCCAGAGCAAAGUUGACAAAAAUGAAGAGGCCUUAUUUUCCUUACAGAGGGCCCGGGACGUGCAGGCCCGGGUUCUGAAGCGGGUCCAGCUGGAGCAGCCCGACGCCGUCCCGGCGCAGAAGCAGCUCGCCGCCGAGAUCUGCAGCGAAAUCGCCAAGCACUACACUUUCCUGAGGGACUACGAGAGAGCCAUCAAGUUCUACAAAGAGGCGCUUGUCUAUUGUGAGAGCGACAGCAAGGUGAUGCUGGAGCUGGCGAGGCUGUACCUCACGCUGGACGACGUGGAGGCGUGCCAGCAGCAGUGCAGCGUGCUGCUCAAGAGCGACCAGGUCAACGAGGCGGCGACCGUGAUGAUGGCCGACCUGAUGUUCAGGAAGCAGGACUACGAGCAGGCCGUGUUUCACUUCCAGCAGCUGCUGGAACGCAAGCCAGACAACUACGCAACGCUGUCCCGUCUGAUCGACCUGUUGAGGAGGGCCGGGAAGCUGGAGGAGGUCCCCAGGUUUCUGGAAAUGGCAGAGAAACACUCUUCAAGGGCCAAGUUGGAUCCUGGAUUUAACUACUGCAAAGGCCUUUAUCUGUGGUACACUGGUGAACCCAACGAUGGGCUGAGGCAUUUCAACAAGGCGCGCAAAGACAACGACUGGGGUCAGAACGCCGUCUACAACAUGAUCGAGAUCUGCUUGAAUCCCGACAACGACACCAUAGGAGGGGAGGUUUUCGAGAACCUUGACGGCGACAUCGGGAACUCUACGGAGAAGCAGGAGUCGGAGCAGCUGGCAGUGAGGACGGCCGAGAAGCUCCUGAAAGAGCUGAAGCCUCAGACGGCCGAAGGACACAUCCAGCUGCGCAUCAUGGAGAACUACUGCCUCCUGGCCACCAAGCAGAAGGCCAACGUGGAGAGGGCCCUCAACGUGUUCACUGAGAUAGUCAACACCGAGAAAGACCACGUUCCUGCCCUGUUGGGCAUGGCCACGGCCUACAUGAUCCUUAAACAGAGCCCACGGGCCAGGAACCAACUCAAACGCAUCGCCAAGAUGAACUGGAACGACGUCGACGCCGACGAGUUCGAAAAGAGCUGGCUGCUUCUGGCUGACAUCUACAUCCAGUCUGGGAAGUAUGACAUGGCCGGAGAGCUGCUCAGAAGAUGCCUUCAUCACAACAAGUCCAGCUGUAAGGCUUAUGAGUACAUGGGCUACAUUAUGGAAAAGGAACAGGCGUUCCGCGAUGCUGCUCUCAACUAUGAAAUGGCUUGGAAAUAUGGGAAUCAGACCAACCCAACCAUUGGAUACAAGCUGGCAUUCAACUACCUGAAGGCAAAAAGGCAUGUCGAUGCCAUAGAUGUGUGUCAUAAGGUUCUGGAUGCACAUCCGAAUUAUCCAAAGAUGAGGAAGGAAAUUCUGGACAAAGCGCGAGCAGCACUAAGAUCCUGAUGGAAGUCAAUGGUGUCUGAUGGGAGUCAGAUGGUGUCUGAUGGAGUUGGAUGGUGUCUGAUGGAGUCGGAUGGUGUCUGAUGGGAGUCGGAUGGUGUCUGAUGGGAGUCGGAUGGUGUCUGAUGGAGUUGGAUGGUGUCUGAUGGAGUCGGAUGGUGUCUGAUGGGAGUCGGAUGGUGUCUGAUGGAGUCGGAUGGUAUCUGAUGGGAGUCGGAUGGUGUCUGAUGGAGUCAGAUGGUGUCUGAUGGGAGUCGGAUGGUGUCUGAUGGAGUUGGAUGGUGUCUGAUGGGAGUCGGAUGGUGUCUGAUGGAGUCGUAACCGAGUCUGUUUGCUUACAGUGAGCUCUCAACCCCCUGGGAUGUAAUGAACGUGACUGUGUCACAGAGUGUUGACUGUCCAAGGCGACAUAAGCAGUGUUGUUUGUAUUAUAUAAAGCAAACGGUUAAAUAUAUAGUAUUUCAUUUACAUCGCGUACAUGAUUAGAGGGACAGAAUGGAAGAUAUACACAUUUUCCAAGAAAAUAAAAUUCUAACUGAACUUGAUGGUCAUCUCCAGUCAUCCCAGUCAUGCUCAUCUCUAGUUGAAGCAUCAGCAGCCAUUUAUUCAACCCAGAUGAUUAAUCAUGAAAUUAAAAUAAUAUUUGUUUUGAUUCAAUCACUUCAGGUGUCUCCAGUUUUUAAGUGUCAGACUAUUGUAUUCACACUUGAUGCGUUAUUGAAUUUGCAUGUAUUUCAUUAAAUAUGUUCUGAAAAUAA